AUGGCAGAUACCGAGGCUCCUGCUCCUCAAAACAUGGAGCCUGAUGUCGCUCUCGACCAGCCUCAAGCAGACGGCCCGCCGCAACCCGACAUGGACUCAAGCCAGGAACUGCACGAUGUACCCCUAGAUACUGCACCGGACUCGCGAGCAGACACAUCUCCGGUCCUCACAUACGAGCCCGACGAGCCAACACGGCAACAAGACGACGCAGCCAUUGAGACAUUGCAUCCGGAGGUUCAACCCACAACUCAGCCUGACCUUCCGUCAGAACAACCCGACCAACCCCUACCGACCAUCACCACUCCCCUCCCAGAACCUAUAUCAACACCACAGUCCGAGAACGUCCCCAAUCAUGCCGUCGACCCUCGUCUCAUCCAGCCUAGUCGCCAACGCACCGACUCGCAGUCCACCACUGCUACCUCUCGCUCGACAACUCGUUCAUCCAUGGUCUUUGUCGUGAGCGCUCUAGAAAAAAUCGCCGCCUCCAAGGAUGCUCGUAAGGAAAAGCCCUUGGCCGACGCUACUCAGCGUGCUUUGACCACAAUUAAGAGCCAGGGAGAUCCGACCCAGACGGAUCCCGAGAUUCUGUUCGCACCUCUGCAAUUGGCUAGUCGCGCGAAUACCGUCGCCAUAGUCACUACUGCUUUGGACUGUAUCGGCAAGCUCAUCAGUUACUCGUACUUUUCUGUUCCCACCGAUCCGAACAAUGAGAACCAGCAGCCCCUACCGCUCAUCGAGCGUGCCAUCGAUACGAUAUGCGACUGCUUCCAAGGCGAGACCACACCCGCCGAGGUGCAGAUGCAGAUUCUCAAAUCUCUAUUGGCUGCCAUUCUCAACGACAAGAUUGUGGUCCAUGGUGCAGGCUUACUCAAGAGUGUUCGUCAAACAUACAACAUAUUUCUGCUAUCCAAGAAUAGCUCCAACCAACAGAUUGCUCAAGGCACCUUGACACAGAUGGUUGGAACCGUUNUUGAGAGAGUAAAAACACGCAUUGCUGGGCGCGCUGUCAGGGUUGAGUCCUCUAAAUCCCCCAUGNCCAACGAUUCUGGUGAAAACAUCGAGUCACUCUCUGAUGGUGCUGACAGCGAGCUACCACGCGCUUCCACCGAUGUGCAAGAAGACGAGGAAGAGGACGUUGAUACGACCAGAAUGACUCUGCAGACAUUCGAGACUAAGAAGAGUUUCGAUGAUGCUCGGAUAGCGGACAAUGCUCCUACUAUGGUCACUCGCCUCAAAAGAUCAAGAAUGCCUGCCCGGACUGCUUCUGGCAAUGACGGUGUCCCUGCCAUUACCGUACAGCCCGAUGGCUCUGAUAUUACUGAGGAGGACGAGGAAGACGAAAUCUUCAUCAAAGACGCCUUCCUGGUAUUCCGCGCAAUGUGCAAGCUCAGUACAAAGACCCUUCGUGUCGAGGAGACUGUUGAUCUGAGAUCUCAAGGCAUGCGUUCCAAGCUGUUAUCUUUGCACAUCAUUCAGACUACCAUCUUCAACCAUCAUGCCAUCUUCACCUCACCAUUUGCGACUAUUCGCAGCAGCUCGAACAACGAUCCCACGAGUUUUACUCAGGCAAUAAAGCAAUAUCUUUGCCUUAGUUUGAGUCGCAACGGAGCUAGCUCUGUCAACAAAGUGUUUGAGAUCAGCUGCGAGAUCUUCUGGCUCAUGAUUCGCUACUUGCGUGUCACGCUCAAAAGAGAAAUCGAGGUUUUCCUCAAGGAGGUCUAUCUAGCAAUCUUGGAUAAGAGGACGGCACCUGCGUUCCAAAAGCAAUGCAUUAUUACCGUCUUGACCAGGCUAGCUUCAGAUCCAAGAGCACUAGUUGAAAUCUACCUCAACUAUGACUGCGAUCGAGCAGCACUCGACAACUUUUACCAACGUAUCAUCGAACAUCUUUCCAGGAUUGCGAGUUCGCCUGUGCAGGUCACGGCGCAGCAAGAACUGCUGUAUAUUGAGCAACAAUCAAAGCAUGGCAAUGCUAUGUCCGAGUGGCUAGCGCAAAGCACUCUGCCUCCAUCCCUUACGACCUCUACAAUCGCUGGUACCUCAGAUGCCAACCAAGACAUACCUCCAGAAUACGUCAUGAAGCAGAACUCCCUCGAGUGUUUAGUUGAGACGUUACGUUCCAUGGUCAAUUGGUCUCAGCAAGGUCUCAACGAUGUUGCUGCAUCACUUUCAAAUCCCGAAUCGCGUAAUUCGAUCGAAGAUUUUAGAGAUUCAAUUGACGCUCGCGAAAAUGGGGUCUCUCAGUCACCGAUGCUACCGAGUGUGGAGGUUUCUGCGAAUGCCGUGUCUGGCACUCCCUUAGCUGAGGAUGAUCCUGCUGAGCUUGAGCGAGUCAAACAACACAAGACCGCGCUUAACAAUGCCAUCAAGCAAUUCAACUUCAAGCCCAAGAAGGGUGUCAAGGUCUUGAUCGCCGGUGGAUUCAUCCCCUCAGAUUCGCCCCAAGAUAUCGCUCGAUUCCUCAUCACCAACGAUAGGCUAGACAAGAAAGCCCUUGGUGAAUACCUAGGAGAAGGUGAACCAGAAAAUAUUGCCAUCAUGCAUGCUUUUGUGGACAGUAUGAAUUUCACCAAGACACGAUUUGUCGAUGCUCUCNGAAACUUCCUGCAAAGUUUCCGUCUACCAGGAGAGGCUCAAAAGAUCGAUCGUCUGAUGUUGAAGUUUGCUGAAAGAUACACGGGAGGCAACCCUAAUGCGUUUGCGAACGCAGAUACUGCUUACGUGCUAGCCUACUCUGUUGUCAUGCUGAACACCGACCAGCACAGUGCACAAGUUAAGGUUCGCAUGACUCCUGAAGACUUCAUCAAGAACAAUCGUGGUAUCAACGAUGGCCAGAGUCUGCCAGAUGAUUACCUCAAGUCUAUCUUCGAGGAAAUUGCCCAGAAUGAAAUUGUCCUGGAUACCGAGCGGGAGAAUGCUGCCAACCUAGGUAUGCUACCUCAGGGCGCUGGUAGCUUGGCUGCAAACAUUGGUCAAGCGGUUGCCAAUUUCGGGCGUGAUUUGCAAAGAGAAGCGUAUGCUCAAGCUUCAGACCAAAUGGCUACCAAGACAGAGCAACUCUUCAAGAACCUCAUGAAAGCCCAGCGUCGUGGAGCUGCCAGGUCAUCUUUGGUGAGGUUCAUUCCUGCAUCCUCUUUCAAACACGUUGGCCCAAUGUUCGAAGUGACUUGGAUGUCUUUCCUGACUGCGCUCUCCGGCGGAACCCAAGAAACAAACAACACCGAAAGGAUCAAGCUCUGCAUGGAGGGUCAAAAGUUGGCCAUUCGCAUUUGCUGCUUGUUCGACCUUACAGAUCCCCGACAGGCUUUCAUCGCUUCCCUUACUCGUUUCACAAAUCUUUACAACAUAGGAGAGAUGAAGGCCAAGAAUAUCGAGGCUCUCAAAGCCGUUCUCGAUGUUGCCCAAAAUGAAGGCAACUUGCUCAAGGACUCAUGGCGAGACGUUCUCACAUGCAUAAGUCAGCUCGACAGAUUCCAACUCAUCUCCACUGGUGUUAAUGAAGGCGAUGUGCCUGAUAUGCUGAGGACGCACUCUUCUACGAGCACCCCUAAUCGCAAAUCUCUAGGCGUUCCUCCUCGUCACCGUAACAGGAACUCCGUCAGUAACAUAAACUACCAGCCUGAUAUUGCUGAAGAGAGUAGAUCUGCAGAUAUGGUUCGCAGUGUUGAUCGUAUCUUUACUAAUACUGCCAAUCUGUCUGGGGAGGCCAUUGUGCACUUUGUCACGGCCCUUACUCAAGUCAGCUGGCAAGAAAUCCAGUCUUCUGGUAACAGCGAGUCUCCCCGUACUUACAGUCUGCAGAAGCUUGUUGAGAUCAGUGGCUACAACAUGACCCGUGUUCGUUUUGAGUGGACAAGCAUCUGGCAAGUGCUAGGUGAACAUUUCAUUCAGGUCGGCUGCCACAACAACACGAACGUCGUUUACUUUGCCCUCAACUCAUUGAGACAAUUAUCCAUGCGUUUCAUGGAGAUCGAGGAAUUGCCUGGUUUCAAGUUCCAANAAGACUUUUUGAAGCCUUUCGAGCACAUUCUCAGCAACGCCACACAAGUCCCCGUCAAGGAUAUGGUCUUGCGCUGUCUAAUCCAGAUGAUCCAAGCUAGAGGAGACAACAUUCGCUCUGGCUGGAAGACUAUGUUUGGUGUCUUCACAGUUGCAGCUCGUGAGCCUUAUGGUAUGUGUUUUGUAUUUGGCAGCAAUGACUUGGUCUAA
This is a messenger RNA of Aureobasidium vineae, 4209 nucleotides long. The record is from the annotation of a GenBank genome assembly. NCBI's taxonomy places the organism in Eukaryota, Fungi, Ascomycota, Dothideomycetes, Dothideales, Saccotheciaceae.